UACUGUUAAUUUAUACACUCUUAUCAGAAUGGUUACACAGGGGAGUUUCAUCAGCAGACCCAACUUUUUUUUUCUAGAGGUGUGUAAGAGUCAUAAUUCGUAAUUUGCCGCUAUUCUGACAAUGAUUCUUAUCUUUCUUCCCGUUUUAAUCCUGUUCCGUGUAGUAAAUAUGAAUCCGACGACACCUAACCAAUGAUGUUUUAAAAUGCUCCUUAGUAAGCCCCUAUACAUACCUCUUAUGCCACUGACAUAUUUAUUCUCGCGUCACCUGUCCGCUUCACAAUGUACUUAUAUUGUAAAAAGAAGAUCUGCAUGAAUUAAAUGUUGAUAACUCUUAGCUUCAGAACUAAUAAUAAUUCUCCAUUGUCUCCUUCAUGAUCAUUAGUUUAGGUUUUGUUCUAGUUCCUAUUUUUAAAUUUCAGUUACAAUUGUAGAGAGUUAGCCGAAGAAAUAUUAAUUAAUAAAAGGUUACCGUUCUUCCCCCUUUCCUAUCCCCCUAUUACCCUUUUUUGGCAGGCUAGAGUCGGCAUUUCAGUUAUUUGAACUUUGAAAAUUGAAAAAAACAUCUUGCUUAAUGAGCAAAACGCAUUCAAUCGCGCACGUAAAGUGAUUAUCAAUAUUGGUGUGUGUGGAGUCCUUUAACCCAACCAGCUGAAGCAGAUUGAUGUAUGAUAAUUUCUAGCAACAAUUUGAACCAAUAGAAUAGAUUAAUUUCCUUUAAAGACAAACAUAAAAAAGCCGUAGCUAAUAAACAGGUGAAAGCGUCAAACUGUGAACUUAACGGGGAAUUCGAAUCUCGUCUGGGCCAUAAACAACUGCUCAGAUUAAAGGCAGGUUCUGAUAAAGGCGGGGUUUCAUCAAUCUAAAUGAAAUGGCGAAUAUUUCUGUCAACACGAGUCUUUAUAACUCCCUGUCACCUUUUAACGUAGCACUGGUUGUUCUUUACUCGAUCAUCGUGGUCGUAGGCCUCGCAGGGAACAGCUUAGUCAUCGCCAUUGUGUGUAAAACAAGGUCCAUGUUUACCCCGACGAACAUCUUGCUGGCGAACGUUGCGGCGGCAGACAUCAUCUCACUAUUAUGGUGUCCAAUACCUUUAGUGAUUGGCCUUUCUGGUACAAACAUCUCUGGAGAAACAGCAGACUACAUUUGCAAAUUCUUUACUGGAUACUCAGUAACGUGUAUUACUGUUCCGGUAACUUUCCUGAGUUUGAUGAUUUUAGCGGUGGAGAGGUUCCAUGCCAUCGUCAAACCCUUCAACUCUGCAUUGGCGCUCACGAACAACCGUAUGGGUUUUGUUAUUGCUUUUAUCUGGAUCAUGGCAGCGGCCCUUUCCUUGCCGGGGUUCAUUUAUAGUAAAUACGAUGAACAGUUAGGAAGGUGCCUGGAUCCAUGGACUCUUGAGAAAGCAGGUUCAGUGCAAUGGCUUUUUGUCAUGCAAUUGGGUCUGUCUUUUCCUUUCUCGUGCUGUUUGUUUUAUUGCUAUUUUCAGAUACUGAAAGGAAUAUUCAUUAACAGAACUGUUUGUUCAGCAGAAACUGCAUCUUCAAGGCAGUCGAAUGUAAAGGAAAAGCGAAAACUCGCUUUAAUUUCUUUUACUGUCACAGUUGCUUACCACUUGUGUUAUCUGCCAUUUUUGGUGUUUGAGCUCUACACAGCUUUUCAACCUUAUCAAGCAAUUUUGGAUAACUACGAAGAUUUCUAUAAAGUUUAUCGAGUCGUUGGGUUUGUUAUGUACGUUAACUCAUGUUUGAAUCCGUUUUUCUAUGGCUUUCAGAGCUCGAAUUACCGAAAGAACUUUAUAAGACUCUUUACUAGAAAAACAAUGUCAGACAACAACUCCAUGACGCUCUGGUAAAGCCCCCUUGUUGAAAAACAAAAACAAAUUGCACUGAUAUAGCCCUAUGAACCCUACUAUGAUGAAAUUCAAGUUAAUUAAGGAUAACGCGAUCUAUUUUUGGGGUUCAGUAAUAUUUUUAUAACGUGUUUGCGAAGUGUUAUAAAAGGAACUGGUAAAUUAAUUCAUUUGUCAGAAACUUUUGCCAUGUCAUGUUCUAGUUAACGUUGUAGGACUUGUAGUAGGCAGUUGAUAAAGGUGUUCGGUGGGUAUUUUAUUUCUUUUGUUAAAGUGAAUGCAUGAAUGUCAUAAAGAAAAAUACACUAUUCAGUAUCCUAGGGUGGAAAGUUGUAAAUACAUUUUCUGCGUUAUUGUUUAGUCACUGCUCGCCGAUAAAAUGCAAAUUUACGUUCUCUAAUCUAAUCCGUAUAUGUUUUUAAAUGGAAACAUAUAUUACUAUAUUAUUGUCAUAUUAUAUUACUCAGUUUGGAACACAAUGUGUGUACUAAAGUUCAAACCGCAAAUAUUAACCUGGCCUAGCCCAUAAAAUAUCUUCUUUGUCUCAAAGAAAGAUUUUUUAAAUGAAACUGAGUCAUCUGCAUUUUCAUUUCAACUUUCCAGUAGAUAGAUAUGCAUGCAAUUAUAGGCCCGGAAACAAUAAAUGAAAAUGACAAUUCACGGACACGCUUUUUCUAAGGAGGACUAAUUGAAGCCAUUCCGCAAUAACUUGAUCAUGACUUUUCUGUAUUUAGCAAGUGGGGCUAAGGCCCGGUUCAUACGUCGCAUUUUUGCCGUGUCGAAUUCAACUCA
Molecule: messenger RNA, 2644 nt
Organism: Orbicella faveolata
Lineage: Eukaryota; Metazoa; Cnidaria; Anthozoa; Scleractinia; Merulinidae
Product: neuropeptide Y receptor type 1-like
Biological process (GO): G protein-coupled receptor signaling pathway
Cellular component (GO): plasma membrane
Molecular function (GO): neuropeptide Y receptor activity
Source: RefSeq, a predicted model, not a curated record